Molecule: messenger RNA, 513 nt
Organism: Bactrocera neohumeralis
Lineage: Eukaryota; Metazoa; Arthropoda; Insecta; Diptera; Tephritidae
Exons: 2
Coding region: 1-513 (170 amino acids)
Source: RefSeq, a predicted model, not a curated record
AUGUUAUUAUGCCGCUCUAAACACUUCCGCUUUUUUAUAUUAAACUCGCUGGUUCUUGCUCUAAGCUUCGUAUUACUAAUCGAGUCCAAGAAAGAACACGCAUGGCACUGCAUGGUGGAGAAAUGCUGCUCUAUCGAUUUUAGUAAAAUGAUGAGAUCCGUGGAUUAUGUGCUUUACGUCUGUGGCAUAAAGAAGGGCAAGAAGUUGCAUUACAAGCUUUAUUUUGACAGCGGCGGCAAAAUGGAUCUCAUUGCCUAUGAGCCCGUAAAGCAGCUUGAUGAGACGGAAUAUUGUGUUGCUGUUUGUAAUGUUGCUGAAAUUUGUUUUAAAAGCACAACAUUCACCGUAACUCCUAUUAAUAACGGUACGGCUGAAUGGUGUUUUGAAGGCAGUAUUGUUGUGGAGAAUGAAACUGUAUUUUAUGAAGAAAAUGUUUGCAUAAAAUUUUAUAAUUCAACAGUGGAAUUUCCGCCAUAUAUAGAGGAGUAUAUGAAGGCGCAUAAGCUUUGGUAG